This is a messenger RNA of Prorocentrum cordatum, 1353 nucleotides long. Lineage: Eukaryota; Dinophyceae; Prorocentrales; Prorocentraceae. The record is from the annotation of a GenBank genome assembly.
AUGGCGGAGAUCUCCAGGGUGUCCGCCACCUUCCCCGACCCGGCCCCGAGGCACAGCGAGACCUCUAGGGCCACGUCCGUGGCGCCGCUCGCGGAGUUCCAGCAGGCGCUCUCCGCCGCCCUCGCGGAGGCCUUCGCGGGCCUCCGCCGCGCGCAGGACAUCCUCGACGGCGACCUCUCCGACCAGCUGGAUGCAGCGCUCUGGGUUCGGCGGGGCACCGCCGCGUCGAUCCUGAAGCCCCAGCCGCCGACGCUGCCUGGGGCGGUGCCCCCGGGCUGCCCCUCUGUGCUGAACCAGGACUCCCCCGACCCGUUGCCGAAGGACGCGGCGGCCGCGGCCCUGCGGGCGGCGGCCCGGGAAGCGCACCGCGCGACCGCGGUGGAGAUCCUGGAGCAGCCGCCGCCCGCGAGGCCCGCGCCCCGGCUGCAGCUGAAGGACGUGCCCGAAGCCCUCCACGGCGGGAGGGGCCGCUCCGUGCGGGUCGCGAGCCCGCUGAAGCUGAGCCCCGCGGACUCGCGCAGCUCGAGCUGGAGUGCCCGCCCGCCAGCGGGCCCCGCCGAAGUGGAACCAGCAACUCGCGAUCAUCCGCCGUGGGAGCACCGUCGCAACCGGCGCACCACGCGGACCAUGAGCCAUUCGCGCGUCUUCAAUUUCGACAGCGAGAAAGAUGUCAUCGCGCACUGGACUCGCAUCGUCACUGCCCUGGAAGAGCUGCACGUAUCUGGGAUGUCCAUGUUACACAGCUCGUGGAAAGACGCCAAGGAGUUCACAAUUUUCGUCGCCAACCCAGCACUUGAAGCGAUAAGGGGUGACGCAGACGCGUCGGCAGUCGGUACCGAUUUCCAUUUGAAUGGGAAAGACUUCAAGCAGGAUAGGCCGACCAUGAUUUGGCAGGCCCUCUGCUAUAUCUUCCUUCUCGUCCUGCACCCUUUCACAAAGUACCGAAUGUUGUGGGAUUUCGUGGGCAUGACGAUUUGCUUCCACGACGUGACGAUGCUCCCGGCGCAGGUGUUCGUGUUGCCCGAGAGUUACCUCGAAGUUCGGUCCUAUUACGAGGGUAUAUGUGCCGCCUUCUGGACCAUCGACAUCCUGCUGAACUUCAGCACGGGAUUCAUCUCUUCGGAGGGCCUGCUCGAGAUGCGCAAGGAGGCGGUCGCGCAGAACUACAUCCGCUCGUGGUUUUUCCCGGACCUCGUCAUCACUGUUUUCGAUUGGAUCUCCCUCAUCAUCCCAGCACUAGCAGCUCUGGCUUCCUCCGCUUCGGCAAGGCGGCCUCCCGGAGCCUCCGGGCGCUGCGGCUUCUGCGGAUGCCCAAGCUCAACGCCUCGUUCAACCAGAUCCUGGGAGCAAUGA